Eleginops maclovinus (Patagonian blennie) is the source of this 669-nucleotide messenger RNA. Its product is annotated as apolipoprotein C-I-like. Bases 202 to 459 code for a protein of 85 amino acids. Lineage: Eukaryota; Metazoa; Chordata; Actinopteri; Perciformes; Eleginopidae. Gene Ontology annotation, biological process: negative regulation of cholesterol transport; lipoprotein metabolic process; negative regulation of lipoprotein lipase activity. The transcript is spliced from 4 exons. Gene Ontology annotation, cellular component: extracellular region; very-low-density lipoprotein particle; high-density lipoprotein particle. The record is from RefSeq and is a predicted model, not a curated record. Gene Ontology annotation, molecular function: fatty acid binding; phospholipase inhibitor activity.
UAAUGCAAUUGCUUGCUGCUGGUCAAUAAAGGGGGCAGUGGCACCGCAAGGUCUCCACGUGUACAUGUUGACUGAAGUCUGGUGUUUCUGCGUCAGCCUCUAAGAUCGCAGCGUGCUUAUAAAGAGGAACUCACAUAGAGGCUCAAACCCACUCUAUUUUUUUUCCUCCUCUGAGAACAACAACAGACAUUCACAGCCAAGAUGAGAGUGUACCUCGUAGUUGCCAUGCUGGUGCUGGCUUUGGCCGCAUUCACAGUGGCUCAGGAACAGGAGGAGGCCGUGGAGCAGAAAUUUGCUGAUUUCACGAGUCAGAUGAGUGAGAUGGGCAAGAACCUGGCAGAGAAGGCCAAGACAACCUUUGAAGACAUCAAGAACAGCGAUUUCGUAGCCAACUCCCAGAGCUGGUUCGAUAGGAAUCUCGAAUUGAUGAAGCAGAAGCUUGCUGAAAUCGGCCAGUAAUAUGCUCCCUGUCUCCAUCUUCAGACUUUAACCCCCCACCCACCCCCACCCCCCACGUCUGACCUCUUCACACAUUGCUCUGCUGACCAGAAAUAAUGUCUAUGUUGCCUCUCUGUAAAGAGAUGUGUUUUGUUUUUAUAAUUUCAAUGUAAUCUUUUUGAAGAACCACUGUGAAAAGUUGCAAUAAAGACACUGGGAAAACUAAAUAAA